Molecule: messenger RNA, 3883 nt
Organism: Argiope bruennichi
Lineage: Eukaryota; Metazoa; Arthropoda; Arachnida; Araneae; Araneidae
Product: ATP-dependent RNA helicase DHX30-like
Exons: 14
Coding region: 72-3521 (1149 amino acids)
Cellular component (GO): cytoplasm; nucleus; intracellular anatomical structure
Molecular function (GO): ATP binding; DNA helicase activity; G-quadruplex RNA binding
Source: RefSeq, a predicted model, not a curated record
UAUUUGUUUUGGUUUUGCUCAACUUCCAUAUGUGAAUUGUAGAUUGCAUUAUUUGGAAUUGUGAUUCUUCAAUGUCGGCGAGAAAUAUAUGUCGUUAUUUACUACCGAGAAGUUUUAAUUUGUAUUCCAAACGACCAUAUAAUACUUAUGCAGGAUUUCGGAGACGACGUAACCAAAUUCAUUCUCGUAAUUUAUGUAUUCUUCCUAACCGUGCCUCAUCUAGUGUAUCUUCGCGGCUUAAUGUUGCCGAUGAAUAUAAACACCUGAUUGAUGAAUUUCCAACACCAAAGGAAAUUCUUUGGAGAUUACUUAAUGAAGCUUAUAUUAUGACAAAGAAUGCUGACAUAAAACCUAUAUUUCAGGAAGAUCAAAUACUUAAUGAAGGAACAGCACAGAGAGUAUGGAAAUACAGUAUAUACAUGAAAUGGCCAAAAACUCUUGUUAUUGAAGGAAUUUCCAGUAGGAAACAUGAAGCUGAAAGUCUUGCCUAUCUCCGUGCAUGUCAAAAAAUGAAGGAAUUAAACUUACUGGACAAUGAUAACAACCCAUUAUUAUCUGGGAAAAAAAGCACUUUUUAUAAUGAAAGCAUAGCAUCAGCUAAAACUGACUUGCUAAACCUUUGCCAGAGGAUUUAUAAUACACAUGGCAGAAAUCCUGAUUACUUACCAAAAUUUGAAAUCUCACAAGAAGAAGGUAUCGUAGGCAAAGUUAGUUUUUGGAAAUGCAAACUUCACCUAGCAUAUCCAGAGAAGAAAUCAUUUGAAAGCUGUGCAGGACGUGUGAAAGAAGCUGAGGGCAUUGCUGCUGCUGAAGCUUUACUUUGGCUGGAGAAAGAGAAAAAUAUCAUCAAUACAAAAAGACAGUUGAUUAAUUAUUCUAAAGAUGAAGAAGAAAAAUUAUCCAAAAAUCAUUUUGCUCCUUACUCUAUUUGCCUUCCUUCAUUACUUCAAGACAAAAUGCUCUCAGUGCUUCAAAAAUUGAAUGAAUUGACUAAAGAUGGCAAUUCUGAGUCAUUUCUUGAAGAUUGCUCAAUGCAAGAGGACAAUAAUUGCAGUUUGGAUGAAAUUCAGAAACGAAAUUUAAUUACUGAUGAAAUAUAUCAAGAAUUAUCAGAAGCAGAAAAUAUUAAUAGAAGUCGUGAAAUGUUUCAGAAAUAUAUUUCUCAUCUUGAAAGCAGUGAGCCAAAUGUACAGGAAAUUAGAAAUGUAACAUCUAAUCUACCAAUUGCUAGCAAAAAAAAUGAAAUUUUAAAACAGCUUAAUGAAAACCAAGUUGUAGUGUUAUCUGGAGAUACAGGAUGUGGAAAAACUACUCAAGUUCCUCAGUACAUUCUUGAUGAAUAUAUAGCAAAAUUAAAAGGAGCUAAUUGUAACAUUAUCAUAUCACAGCCUAGAAGAAUAUCUGCAAUAUCAAUUGCAGAAAGAAUUGCCUACGAAAGAGGUGAACAAGUUGGCGAGACAAUUGGAUAUCAUGUGCGCUUGAAAAAAAAUUUGCCAAAACAGAGUGGUGCUAUGCUAUUUUGUUCUACUGGGAUGUUGCUUCGCAAAUUGUGUUUUAAUCCUAAUCUUGAUGGAAUAAGUCAUGUUAUUGUUGAUGAAGUUCAUGAAAGAAGCAUGCAGAUUGAUAUCUUACUAAUCCUCUUAAAACGUUUACUAGAAUCAAAUAAGAAUAUAAAAAUAUUAAUUAUGAGUGCAUCUUUUAAUACAUUUCUUUUCUCACAAUAUUUUAACAACUGUCCUGUCAUACAUGUUCCAGGAAAUGUGUACCCUGUGAAAGAAUACUAUUUAGAAAAGUUGCCUUCUGAUUUAGUAGGAGUUAACCCUCAUAGUAAAAUCGAACCUAUACUUGACGUUAAUUUAGUUGCAAAUGCUAUUAAUUUUGUACAUAAAACUCAGAAAGGUGGAGCCAUUUUGUGUUUUCUACCUGGUUGGCAUGAUAUAUUGGCUGUGCAAAACAAACUUCUUGAAAUAUGUGAAGAUCCAUCGGAAUUAAAAAUCUGUCGUGCUCAUUCAAGAUUGCCCCAUGAGGAACAGAAAAUGAUUUUCGAACCUGCUCCAGAUGGAGUUCGCAAAAUCAUUUUAACAACAAACAUUGCAGAAACAUCCAUUACUAUAAAUGAUGUAGUAUAUGUUGUGGACAGUGGGCUUCAUAAAGGUACUACUUUUGAUGGUGAACAUGGUGCAGCUACUUUAGCAACUCAAUGGAUCACAAAGGCUAAUGUUCGCCAGAGAAGGGGUAGAGCUGGUCGAGUGCAGCAUGGUGUUUGUUAUCAUUUAUUCCCUCAACAGAUUCUUACUUUUAUGGAAGAUUAUCCAAAGGCAGAAAUUUUGAGAAUGCCCCUUGAAAGUGUUAUUCUAGACUGUAAGUUGUAUUGUCCAAAUUCCAAAGCUGAAGAUUUCCUUUCAACUGCCUUACAACCACCUAGUCAAUCUUCUUUACAAAUAGGGGUGCAUGAACUUCAACAAAUAGGUGUGCUGGAUGAAAACGAAAACCUAACUGAUCUAGGAAAGGUGAUUGUAAAAUUCGCAGCACACCCACGUUUAUCUCUUGCCCUUGUUUAUGCUUCUUUUCUUGGAUGUUUGGAUCCAAUUUUAACUAUAUGUACAGUUUCAACACUUACCAAAGAACCAUUUUUGAAUACACUGGAAGACAAAUCUCUUAUUAAAACAAUUAAGCAAGGUUUUGCCAAUUACUUGUUUAGUGACCAUUUAGCAAUCACUAACAUCUUUGAAGCAUGGAACAAUCUAAAAGAUACUCCAGAAGCUCAGAAUUUUCUACUGGAAAAUUUAUUAGAUGAGCAAAGUAUGCAUUUUAUUAAAGAUUUAAAAGCUUUGUUUGCUCAAAGUUUAUUUGAAGCUGGUAUUAUUGAAAGUCCAGAUGCCUUUUUGGAUCCUGAAAACAUAUGCAAUAUUAACCGUAAUAAUAUUCCUUGCAUAUUUUCUGUUCUGUCGGCUGCAUUUUAUCCAAAUGUUAUGAAAGUAAUGCAGGGAGAUAUAACUCAAGGAAAGAUCGACAAGGAUGCUGUUAUUUAUUCUCUUGUCAAAGGCCAACAAGGUUAUAUUCAAAGAGAAUCUGUCGCUUCAACAGAAUUUGAACUUCCAAGUCCAUGGCUUGUUUACUUUAAAGCUUUGCAUUCUGAAGCUCGUCGUAAGAUUAUGACUUCUGCUGUUUCUCCAGUCCCGGGUAUUUGUCUUUUGCUCUUUGCAGGACAACAGCUAACUAUUAUAAAUGAAGACAUCAAUGAUCCUAGCAAUGUUAUACUGAUGUUGGAUAACUAUAAAAAGUUGACAUUUUCCUGUAAAAAAGGAGACGCUGAGCUACUACUUAUUUGGCGCAAUCACUUGAAGAACUUCUUUAGGACUUAUAUUCAAACUCUGAAGUCGCAAAAUAAUGACCUGUCUUUUUAUAAUGAAGAAUUUUUACCAGUUUUGAAGGAAAUAAUCUCAACUCCUCAAGUACCUUUCACGAAAGGACAACUUUAUAAAUUUGUAAAUAAUGAGCUAGUAUCAGAAGAAUUUUAGCUUUAUUAUAAAAAUUAAUUUUAAUUUAUGCAAUUAACAUCUGUAUAUUGUAGACAUCUGUAUGAUAAUUGAAAUCAUUGUAGGCAUCUGUAUGAUAAUUGAAAUCAUUGUAGGCAUCUGUAUGAUAACUGAAAUCAUUGUAGGCAUCUGUAUGAUAACUGAAAUCAUUGUAGGCAUCUGUAUGAUAACUGAAAUCAUUGUAGGCAUUUGUAUGAUAAUUGAAAUCAUUGUAAACUUUGUAAUUAUCAAUUAAUAUCUGUAUGAUUGAAUUGAAAUCAUUGUAAUUAUCAAUCAAUAUCUGUAUGAUUGAAUUGAAAUCAUUGUAAAUACUUUUCGUCAAAGAAUAAAUCUUCAAAAUUUUA